This is a messenger RNA of Candidozyma duobushaemuli, 1818 nucleotides long. RefSeq lists its product as uncharacterized. The record is from RefSeq and is a predicted model, not a curated record. The coding region runs from base 1 to 1818 and encodes 605 amino acids. Gene Ontology annotation, molecular function: mRNA binding; ribosome binding; tRNA binding. Gene Ontology annotation, cellular component: cytosolic small ribosomal subunit. Gene Ontology annotation, biological process: translational initiation. NCBI's taxonomy places the organism in Eukaryota, Fungi, Ascomycota, Pichiomycetes, Serinales, Metschnikowiaceae. The transcript is spliced from 2 exons.
AUGUCUGAAAGCCGCCAGCCGAAAUCGGUGGACUUAAUAGAAAACUACUCCGAGGUGGAGGGCUUCCCCAAGCCUUCUGCUGAGGUUAGAUGUGCCCUCUACAGCCCCAACGGCGAAGUGUUUGCCUACACCCAGCCAUCCAAAAUUGUGCUUGUCACCACGAAAGACGGCACGCCCAGCAACGAGGUUGUGGCUGAGGUGGACGUGAAGGAGGCGUACGAUUUGCAUUUUUCGCCCAACGGUCGCUUCUUGGCCAUCUGGACCAGACCAGUGUUGGUGGACAGAGAAAGCGGCGUGUGGUCCGAUAACAUUCAUGUUUUUGACUCCGAGGCCAACAAGGUGGUGGCGUCGUGGAGCAACAAGCACCAGGGCGGAUGGCAACCACAGUUCACCCAGGACAGCCGGAUCAUGGCCAAGAACUUCCACAAUAAGGAGAUCCACUUCUUCGAGGUGAGCGAAGCCUUCGACAUCAAGAAGCCCACGUACAAGUUCAAGCUCCAGGACCUGGGAGCCACGUUCCAGAACUUCCAGAUCAGCCCGGGCAAGAACCCAGCCGUGGCCAUCUUCAUCCCAGAAAAGGGCGGCAAGCCAGCCCAGGUGCUCAUCUACAACGUGCCUUCUUUCAACCAGCCCAUCUGCUCCAAGACGUUUUUCAAGGCGGAGAAGUGCCAGUUGAAGUGGAACGCUUUGGGCACGGCUUUGCUUGCAUUGGCCUCCACGGACCAUGAUACCAGCAACAAGUCGUACUACGGCGAAACCAACUUGUAUUUAUUGGGCAUUGCCGGCUCGUACGAGCGUAUUGACUUGAAGAGAGAGGGACCUAUUCACGACAUCACCUGGUCGCCGCUGGCCAGAGAGUUUGCCGUGAGUUACGGCUACAUGCCCUCAGAGACGACAUUUUUCGAUGCCAGAGGCAACUCCAUCCACUCAUUGCCCACUGCGCCUAGAAACACGAUAAUAUAUUCUCCUCAUGGCCGCUUCGUGCUCGUUGCCGGCUUUGGUAACUUGCAAGGUACUGUCGAUGUGUACGACCGUCAGAACAAGUUCAGCAAGGUGUGCACGUUUGAGGCCUCCAACACCUCCGUGUGUGAGUGGUCACCUUGCGGUCGUUUCAUCUUGACUGCCACCACUUCUCCCCGUUUGCGUGUGGACAACGGCUUGAAGGUGUGGCAUGCCAGCGGCCAGUUGGUGUACUUCAGAGAGUACCCUGAGUUGUUUUCCAUCACUUGGAAGCCUCAGCCACUCGACAAGUUCCCAGGUUUGAGACAACUAGAAGCCUGUCCCGAGCCUCAGCAGUCUGCCAAGGACUAUUUGGCCAAGCGUGCCGCUUCUCGUGGUCUGGCUACUGCCAAACCAGCAGGUGCCUACAGACCACCACAUGCUAGAAACUCCGGUGCUGCUGCCACCUCGACGUCUUUGUACCAGAAGGAAAUGCAGAGCAGUUUCGGCUCUGCUGGCAACGGUGCUAGGAAAACGGUGCCAGGUAUGGUUCCUGGUGCUGCUCCUCCACAGCAGAAGGAGAGCAAGACCGCUGCGAAGAACAGAAAGAAGAGAGAGGCCAAGAAGGCCGAGGACAGUGUGAGUCCGGCUCCUGAGUCUGCUGCAGCAUCGUCGCCAGCACCUGAUACAGGUGUUGUCGGUGGUGUGGUUUCGUUGGAGGAGAAGAAGAUCCGUCUGUUGUUGAAGAAGCUCCGGGCGAUCGAGACGUUGAAGAUGAAGCAGGCGCUGGGCGACCAGUUAGAGGACACUCAGGUGAGCAAGAUCAACAAGGAGGGCGAUAUCCGCAAGGAGUUGAGCGACUUGGGGUGGACGGAGUAG